UGUUCAGUUGGGCUGUGUUCGCCUUGACUGCCGAGCGCAAUACACGCGAGCUAGCUGCUUCCGUUAGCAUCGGGUAGCUGCGUGCUGUGUUUGUUUGUCUGUCGACUAAGGUGUCAACAACAGCGACUGAAGUGUCACGAUAAGACGGCCGAAUACAGCGUUUGAGUGCGAAUAUCCGUUAUUUGAAGGAAAAGUGCCGGAGCCCUCAUCUUGUCGGCCGAUCUUCUGACACGCUCAGUCGAGCGUCCGCCGCCACCCACACGUGACCGGCGGAAGCGUGUAAAGUGCAGCAUCAAACGUCGCCAUGGUGCUCGCCGAUUUGGGCCGCAAAAUCACGUCGGCGCUGAGGUCGCUCAGCAACGCCACCAUCAUCAAUGAAGAGGUCCUCAACUCCAUGUUGAAGGAGGUGUGCGCCGCCCUCCUGGAGGCCGACGUCAACAUCAAGCUGGUCAAGCAGCUGCGAGAGAAUGUCAAGGCUGCCAUCGACCUGGAGGAGAUGGCGUCGGGUCUGAACAAGAGGAGGAUGAUACAGCACGCCGUCUUCAAGGAGCUGGUCAAGCUGGUUGACCCCGGCGUGAAGGCGUGGACGCCUGUCAAAGGGAAGAACAACGUCAUCAUGUUUGUCGGCCUGCAGGGCAGCGGCAAAACCACAACCUGCUCAAAGCUGGCGUAUUACUACCAAAGAAAAGGCUGGAAGACGUGCCUCAUCUGUGCCGACACAUUCCGCGCCGGCGCCUUCGAUCAGCUCAAACAAAACGCCACCAAGGCCAGAAUACCCUUCUACGGCAGUUACACAGAGAUGGAUCCCGUGGUGAUCGCAGCGGAAGGCGUGGAGAAGUUCAAAGGCGAGAACUUUGAGAUCAUCAUCGUGGACACCAGCGGACGCCACAAACAGGAGGACUCGCUGUUUGAGGAGAUGCUGCAGGUCUCCAACGCCGUGCAACCCGACAACGUCGUCUACGUGAUGGACGCCUCCGUCGGUCAGGCCUGCGAGUCUCAGGCCAAAGCCUUCAAGGACAAAGUGGACGUGGCGUCGGUCAUCGUCACCAAGCUGGACGGACACGCCAAAGGGGGAGGAGCUCUGAGCGCAGUGGCGGCCACCCGGAGUCCUAUCGUCUUCAUCGGAACUGGCGAGCACAUCGACGACUUGGAACCCUUCAAGACGCAGCCGUUCGUCAGCAAACUGCUCGGCAUGGGCGACAUCGAGGGCCUGAUCGACCGAGUCAACGAGCUGAAGCUGGACGACAACGAGGAGCUGAUUGACAAGCUCAAACACGGCCAGUUCACGCUCAGAGACAUGUACGAGCAGUUCCAGAACAUCAUGAAGAUGGGACCCUUCGGACAGAUCAUGGGUAUGAUUCCAGGCUUCGGAACGGACUUCAUGAGUAAAGGAAACGAGCAGGAAUCCAUGGCCAGACUGAAGAAGCUCAUGACCAUCAUGGACAGCAUGAACGACCAAGAGUUGGACAGCAAAGACGGCGCCAAGCUGUUCAGCAAGCAGACCAACCGCAUCCAGCGCGUCGCUCGCGGAGCGGGCGUGGCCACCCGGGACGUCCAAGAACUUCUGACCCAGUACACCAAGUUUGCCCAGAUGGUCAAGAAGAUGGGCGGCAUCAAAGGCCUGUUCAAAGGAGGAGACAUGUCCAAGAAUGUCAACCCUUCUCAGAUGGCCAAACUCAACCAGCAGAUGGCCAAGAUGAUGGACCCCCGUGUGCUCCACCACAUGGGCGGCAUGCAAGGCCUGCAGUCGAUGAUGCGCCAGUUCCAGCAGGGCGCGGCGGGAAACAUGAAAGGCAUGAUGGGAUUCAACAACAUGUGAGCGACACGGAGCCGCAGGAAAACCCCCGCAUGAGCUUCCUCUGGAGGGAGGAGCUCGCUUUUUUCCUUCUUUUUUUCCCCUGGAUGAAGACGCUGCGUCCUGAUUGGACGAGGCGGGACGAUCGGCGCCCCAAACGAGCAAAAGUUUCUAUUUGUCCAUUUUUAAUCAGAAUCGCAGGUGAUAUGUGCUGAGUGAUGUUAUCACUCGUGAAACUUUUCAGAAUUAAAUAUAUACAGUUCACGUUC
Molecule: messenger RNA, 2064 nt
Organism: Phyllopteryx taeniolatus (common seadragon)
Lineage: Eukaryota; Metazoa; Chordata; Actinopteri; Syngnathiformes; Syngnathidae
Gene: srp54
Product: signal recognition particle 54
Exons: 17
Coding region: 305-1819 (504 amino acids)
Biological process (GO): SRP-dependent cotranslational protein targeting to membrane; SRP-dependent cotranslational protein targeting to membrane, translocation
Cellular component (GO): signal recognition particle, endoplasmic reticulum targeting; cytosol
Molecular function (GO): endoplasmic reticulum signal sequence receptor activity; GTP binding; 7S RNA binding
Source: RefSeq, a predicted model, not a curated record